Molecule: messenger RNA, 1080 nt
Organism: Perognathus longimembris pacificus (Pacific pocket mouse)
Lineage: Eukaryota; Metazoa; Chordata; Mammalia; Rodentia; Heteromyidae
Product: zinc finger protein 709-like
Exons: 3
Coding region: 1-1080 (359 amino acids)
Biological process (GO): regulation of transcription by RNA polymerase II
Molecular function (GO): DNA-binding transcription factor activity; RNA polymerase II cis-regulatory region sequence-specific DNA binding
Source: RefSeq, a predicted model, not a curated record
AUGCCCACUGAAGCCUCCCAAAGGCCAAGUGACCAUAAGACACAUAACAGAACACACACGGAAGAGAAACAGCAUGAAUGUCUCAUCUGUGGGAAAGUCUUCAAAAGGCCAAGUGUCCUAAAGACACAUAGCCUACUGCACACUGGAGAGAAACCCUAUGAAUGUCGCACCUGUGGGAAAGCAUUCACUAGCCCAUCUUCUCGUGCCGCACAUGAGAGAAUACACACUGGAGAGAAAACCUAUGAAUGUUACUUCUGUGGGAAAGCCUUCACUUGGCCUUCUCACCAUGCCUCACAUGAGAGAAUACACACAGGAGAGAAACCCUAUGAAUGUCGCACUUGUGGGAAAGCCUUCAGUAGGCCAUCUCAACGAACUGUACAUGAGAGAAUACACACUGGAGAGAAACCCUAUGAAUGUCACACCUGUGGGAAAGCCUUCCGUCACUCAUUUCAACGUGCCACACACGAGAGAACACACACUGGAGAGAAACCCUAUGAGUGUCGCACUUGUGGGAAAGCCUUCCGUCAGUCAUCUCAACGUGCCUCACAUGAGAGAACACACACUGGAGAGAAACCCUAUGAAUGUCACACCUGUGGGAAAGCCUUCAGUUUCUCAUCUGAUCGUGCAAGACAUAAGAGAAUACACACUGGAGAGAAACCCUAUGAAUGUCGCACCUGUGGGAAAGCAUUCACUAUUCCAAGGUACUGUGCCAAACAUGAGAGAACACACACUGGAGAGAAACCCUAUGAGUGUCGCACCUGUGGGAAAGCCUUCAGUCUGGCAUCUGUUCGUGCAAUACAUGAGAGAAUACACACUGGAGAGAAACCCUAUGAAUGUCGCACCUGUGGGAAAGCAUUCACUAGUCCAAGGUACUGUGCCACACAUGAGAGAACACACACUGGAGAGAAACCCUAUGAGUGUCGCACCUGUGGGAAAGCCUUCAGUCUGCCAUGUGUUCGUGCAAGACAUGAGAGAAUACACACUGGAGAGAAGCCCUAUGAAUGUCGCACCUGUGGGAAAGCCUUCAAGUGGGCGUAUCUGCCUGAAGUCAAAUCCAGGUACCAGUAUGAAGUAGAGUAG